Messenger RNA from Diaporthe citri, 2127 nucleotides. RefSeq lists its product as uncharacterized. The record is from RefSeq and is a predicted model, not a curated record. Bases 1 to 2127 code for a protein of 708 amino acids. Gene Ontology annotation, molecular function: DNA binding; zinc ion binding; DNA-binding transcription factor activity, RNA polymerase II-specific. Gene Ontology annotation, biological process: regulation of DNA-templated transcription; DNA-templated transcription. The transcript is spliced from 4 exons. Lineage: Eukaryota; Fungi; Ascomycota; Sordariomycetes; Diaporthales; Diaporthaceae. Gene Ontology annotation, cellular component: nucleus.
AUGGAGCCGCCUCAUUCCUCAAUACCAGCCUCGGCGCUCGGCACUCCCGGCCGUCGCCGCAACGGACGCCUGCAGGCGUGUGAGCCCUGCCGCAAGCGAAAGGUAUCAUGCGACCAUGCCGUCCCGGCUUGUCGCCGGUGUAGGGCUCGCAAUAAUCCUGGUGGCUGUGUGUACCUGGGCGUUGAGGAAACGAGCCGCAAGCCCGCCCAGGCCCGGCCAAGAGGCUCAGUCAGACCAGCGAGUGCAAGGCCGUCUCCGGGCUCAAACGGGUCACCCAGUAUACAUGUACUGUCAGAUUCACCCGACUCGAGGAACCACCCUUCGGAGACCGGCCCUGGGUACAUGGGCUUCACUAGCUUCUCUGCCGUCUACCAGGAGACACAGAACAGUCUUUCUCUUGUACAAGGCCCACUGAUGGGUAUUUCCUCAGUCGUGACGGCUAGCCCUCCGGUUUCAGCGGUAGAAAAUGGCGACACAGGCAUCACGACUGUCGUCCUGUCCCCGCGAUCUCUCGAGGCCAGCCUAGUCGUACUCAAUCGAAUACCGACCGAAGACGUUGCCCUCCCGCUGUUCGAAAAGCACAUGAAUCCAAACGACGGAUGGAUGCGUCUAGCUGCGAAGCGUGUCAUCGAGUCGCUGAUCUCUGUCUUCGGCCGCACACUGAGAUCACGCAAGCCAAAGGACCUCGAGGAACUGGCCCGACUGCUCUCCUCAAACACGGCCAAGCAAUGGACUGAGGACGAGCUCGAGUCCGAUGCUUGGCUCUCGUCGUUUUCCGGUCGUAACAUGCGGUGGGAAAGCCUGGGUAUCCUGUUCACAUAUUGGGCCCUCGCUGCACUCGCAGACCAACCUCACCGCCCAGAACUACUUCGAAAGUCGGACAAGAGGCCUGCCCAGCUGACCCUUGUGUAUAAGGAAGCUUCAGAGAUCUGCAUCGAGCUCUGCAAGGGGUGCACGCCGAACAGCUUGCUGCUGUACCUCACAUACAAGGCAGCCAUCCUCGAAUCAAUGAUCGCCGGGGACGCCGCCCCGUCCUUUUGGAGACUCCACGGGGAGAACGUUGCCCUGCUGACAUAUCUUGGUCUCCAUGCCUUACAGGAUGAUAAGCCCUAUCUCCCAACGGCUGCCAAGGAGGUUAGAAGGCGGCUCGUCUCUCAGCUCUUUGUCAUUGACAAGGUGGCCGCGUCGUUCAGUGGCCGGCCACCGCUCCUAAGCAGGAAAUACAUGCUCACGCCACUUCCGCUGGACGUGUGCGACGAGGUGCUUAUUUCCGAUCCCGAGACAAUAGCCACGGCCGUUGAGGCGCUGGAUGAGAACGGGUGGAACCGCGAGGGCGCAUGCUACUCGACGACAAUUGUCCGGGCAAGGGCGAAGCUUGCGCGGGUCAAGGAUGAGGUGAUGGAGGUAGCCCUGGGUAGUCCUGCCUAUACAUCUAUCGACGCACUGCUAGCGUUGAAAGAACAUGAAUACGAGGCUUUUUCGGGUAUACCAGGCGUUCUCAAGUACUCACCUGACACGGUGAGAGACCCGAGUGUCCCAGCCCCGGAUAUCUACAUAAAGAUUCUUGUGCGGCUAGAACAUCUCCAAAACCUAUUGUUUAUCACACGUCUGCUGGUACAGUGGGGACACGACAGCAACGCCGAAUUGCUGAAUGUCAGCUUCGAGAUGGUCUCUGUCACGCUGGUCUUUUGGACGCAUAUGGAUCGCCUGGCUGGGCUCCAUGGAGACUUUGAGUGGCUAGUCAUGGCCUUCGCAGCCCCCGCUGGCGGGGUCCUCUGCAAUGAGCUGCUCAAGCCGUCCCUCCAACACACGCCUGUCCAAGGGGUCACUCGCUCCGGAAUAAUCCAGCAGCUAAGCCUCCUGAGCGGCUUCUUGGACUGGGUCAGCCCCUCGGCGCCGAAUGGCGAUCUGUGCAGUUCCUGCAAGGCUGUUAUACAGCACGUGUUGGACCAUGCCCUUAAUGCACCGCCAGUGUUGCCGUCGAGCGAGGCGCCCGAAGGUGCUUUCGAUUUCAAUCUUGACUUCUCGUCGGACAUUGAUGCCAUUAAUGGGUAUUUCAAUUUCGACCUGUUGAACACGUUUCACUUCGAGGCGCCCGCUCUUAUGGGAAGUUCUCAAGAGAUUUAA